Necator americanus (New World hookworm) is the source of this 369-nucleotide messenger RNA. RefSeq lists its product as uncharacterized. NCBI's taxonomy places the organism in Eukaryota, Metazoa, Nematoda, Chromadorea, Rhabditida, Ancylostomatidae. The record is from RefSeq and is a predicted model, not a curated record. The coding region runs from base 1 to 369 and encodes 122 amino acids. The transcript is spliced from 3 exons.
AUGAUUUUACGAGUCAGUCCUGGCACAGCAGAAGCAGGGAGUCCAUCCCCUGAAUCCACCUGCGUCUCUGGGCAAGCACAAGGUCGCUUUUGGUCCGCGCUGGUUUCCGCAUUCCUAACGAACGUCUGUCCGGGCCCACAACAACGUGAUGCGUUCGAUUGUGCAUCAUCAAAGGUGGAUCAUAGUGCAUGCUGUCAACGAGCCGGUCUACUCACAUUUCACGGUGGUAAAUGUCUACAAUUUUGUCGUACAAAUGACGCACAACCGACAAAUCCUCUGGAAUUUUUGCCAUGUUUACAAGUAUUCGAACAUAUUAAAGCAUGCUAUCGUGAAUAUCAAACCACACAUCCGAAUAUCCUUGGAGAUUAA